This is a messenger RNA of Rotaria sp. Silwood1, 366 nucleotides long. NCBI's taxonomy places the organism in Eukaryota, Metazoa, Rotifera, Eurotatoria, Philodinida, Philodinidae. The record is from the annotation of a GenBank genome assembly.
AUGGUUCAUUUUAUUUUAAUUCAAUUUAAAUUAAAUUAUGGUAAAAAUGAUCGAUUUAGGAUUUUAACAGUUCAUCCAACAAUAAAUUUAUUUUGCUGCUAUUUAAACGUAUGUUUUUCUUUUCCAGCACCUGAAAGUCGUCAUUCAUCUGAUUUAAAUGCUGUAUGGGUUGCUCGAAAUCAAUUUGUUGUCCUUGAUAAAAAUCAUGUUUUUUUUUAUGCAACAUCAAAUCAUCUUAAGUAUGUACUUAUUAGUGGUGAUCAUGGAAUUAUUCGUUCACUUGAUUUACCUAUUUAUAAAACAAAAGUUAAAGGAAAUAGUGUUUGUUGUUUGGAUAGAAGUUCGAUCAAAAUUAUUAAAUAUUGA